UCCACAACCACACCUUCGCAGCCCUACCGGACGACCACACCCACACCCUCGCGGCCCCAGCGAACGACCACACCAACAUCCUCGCGGCCCCACCGGACGACCACACCCACACCGUACCCUCGCGGCCCCACCGGACGACCACAUCGGAGACCACACCCUCGUCGACCUCCUCAUCCUCGGGUAUGAGGAUCUGUGCUCUUUUAUAUUUUACAUUAUAUAUUAUAUAUAUGAAAGAGUUUCUUAUGACCGAUAUUGAAUUCUUGUUGCUAUGUAGGAAUUCUAUUGUAUGAGAUGCUUUAUGGAUAUACGCCAUUCAGGGGGAAAAUGAGGCAGAAGACCUUUGCAAACAUUCUUCACAAGGAUUUAAUGUUUCCAAGAAGUACAGAGGUUAGUCUCCAAGGGAAGCAGUUAAUGCAUCGAUUGCUACACAGAGAUCCCAAAAACAGACUAGGAUCACGAGAAGGUGCUAACGAAGUUAAGCAGCAUCCCUUCUUCCGUGGUAUCAAUUGGGCUCUUGUUCGUUGCAUGAGCCCUCCCGCGAUCGACGCUCCCAUUUCCGAGGAGAAAGAAACGAGUGUAGAUCCUGGACUAGAUGAUUUGCAAACGCUCCCAUUAUCGAUUUUGGGGUUCUGGGCAGUGUGGUGA
Erythranthe guttata (spotted monkey flower) is the source of this 645-nucleotide messenger RNA. Lineage: Eukaryota; Viridiplantae; Streptophyta; Magnoliopsida; Lamiales; Phrymaceae. The record is from RefSeq and is a predicted model, not a curated record.